Molecule: messenger RNA, 1332 nt
Organism: Malania oleifera
Lineage: Eukaryota; Viridiplantae; Streptophyta; Magnoliopsida; Santalales; Ximeniaceae
Exons: 3
Coding region: 425-961 (178 amino acids)
Source: RefSeq, a predicted model, not a curated record
ACUUCAAUCCCUAUAAUUUUCCAAGGUAAAGAAGGCAUCUUUAUCAGUUUAGAUCAUGGGUUACAAUGAGAGGUGGACUGGUGGCACAGAGCCACCGGCAAAUCUGAUGGUUCAAAUUUGAAAGCGCAGUAAAUCCGGCGUACCCACUGCGAAUCAUAGCGCCAGCUAUGCUGAAAUUACACGAACACCCUCUCUUCACUUCCUCACCUGGCAUUUUGAAAUAUAUCAUAUUCAUUCAUUGGGGAAUUAUUAUUAUUGAGCGCCGCUUUUUUCCAGUCAGUCCACAGCUGCUGCUUUCAUUUCCAGCUGUGGUGAGUUUUGGGUGAGACAGCCGAAAGGGGAAAAGGGUGCUCAGCCACAGCACUCUUCUUCCCUUUGGUUGCUUCUGUGAGAGAGAGAGAGCAGAGGAUCAAAGGAGGCAAAAAUGGAGAAAGCUCUCACUAAGGUUAGCAGCAUAAAAGCGGGGAGCUUUUGGAUUUCAAGGAAAGCCAAGGAGGAGUUGUCUAACAUCUCUGGAGACCUCACUACUUUCUCAAAUACUGUAGAAGAGAAGGCAAAAUGGAUUUUCAACAAGCUAAAAGGAAAGCCACUUAAAAGUUUGCCAGAUCUCCUUAGAGAGUAUAACUUACCAGCUGGCCUCUUUCCCCAGAACAUAACCUGUUAUGAAUUUGAUGAAUCAAAGGCCAAGCUGGUUGUCUACUUGCCUUCUACCUGUGAGGUGAGCUUCAAGGACUCCUCGGUCGUAAGGUACGCUACUCGGGUGAAAGCAAUCCUGCUGAGGGGAAAGCUGACAGGAAUAGAGGGAAUGAAGACCAAAGUCCUAGUAUGGGUUAAGGUCACAAGUGUGGCAAUUGAGGGCUACAAGUCUGACAAGGUGUGGUUCACAGCUGGUGUGAAGAAGUCGAGGCCCAAGGAUGCAUACGAAACACCCCAUGACGCUGUCAAAGUACAAGAAGUUUGAGCUUUAGAAUAUUAGACAUCAUUAGCAUCAUCUUUCGUGGUGACAGAUGACUUACCAUUAUAAGUACUCCCACAGAUUACUAAGGGUUUUCUUCUUGAAAAGAUUCGAGAUGUUAUUGCCUUUAUGAUGGCUUAGAUGGGUUAAAAGUGGAAUUGAUUAUGCGCCACUGGGCUAUACUAAACGUCCGUGAUGCGUGGAUGCUUUAGUAAAGCUGAACUAGUUGGUGGUUAAUCAGUAAGACUAUCUGGACUUGCAGAGGUGGUAUUUUUUGGAUUUGUAUAUGAAAUUCAGUUCAGUAUGAUAAAUGGUAAACUUACCUAUUUGCAUCACAUGAUGAAUGAAUGCUACAUGCACAUGAUGAUGUUGCUACA